Molecule: messenger RNA, 397 nt
Organism: Aspergillus vadensis CBS 113365
Lineage: Eukaryota; Fungi; Ascomycota; Eurotiomycetes; Eurotiales; Aspergillaceae
Exons: 1
Coding region: 175-333 (52 amino acids)
Source: RefSeq, a predicted model, not a curated record
GACAACUCAUCCUUGGUUAGCACAACGGACUCCCUGCCAAGCCAUUGCUUGUAUUGGGUGAGUUAACACUUUCAUCAUUUUUGUUUCUAUCUCGUCGUCUAGUUGUCCUAGGUUUGGAAAUGCUCUUUAUCACGGUCUCCCUGCAUUCUGCCUUCCUUCCCAAAAGCCCCAGGUAUGGAACCGCUGGACAGCCCGAUGCGACUGAUGAAACCUGUAUGGACUCGAUACCUAGUCACUACUUAUUUCCUGGCGUCAUUACAUAUACCAUUUGCUGACGAUAGACGAUACGGACCGCGCAUCGCAACGUGGUGCGAUGUAAUUGCUACUGUCUAGACAGAGUUAGGUGAGUUACGUUGCCCGAUCCUGGUGGUCGCGAGAUUUUGGUGGCACCACACCG